This is a messenger RNA of Branchiostoma belcheri (Belcher's lancelet), 1140 nucleotides long. RefSeq names its product alpha-(1,3)-fucosyltransferase 5-like. Gene Ontology annotation, molecular function: alpha-(1->3)-fucosyltransferase activity. The record is from RefSeq and is a predicted model, not a curated record. The transcript has a single exon. The coding region runs from base 1 to 1140 and encodes 379 amino acids. Gene Ontology annotation, cellular component: membrane. NCBI's taxonomy places the organism in Eukaryota, Metazoa, Chordata, Leptocardii, Amphioxiformes, Branchiostomatidae.
AUGACACAUUCAAUUUUGUUGAAACCCAGGUCGAAGCACUACUCUGUGUGGCACAGCGAAUCUGAAGCUAGUUCUCCUAUACAGAAUGACAAGCUCAUUGUCAUCUGGAGAAAAUGGGGAGGCCGUCGCCUGACGGGAGUCCAGAAGGGCCGUUUCUACUGCCCCUCCAUGCCAGAGUGCGUCGUCACAGGAAAUAUCAGCCAGCUUGACAAGGCAGACGCUGUUCUCUUCCAUGACCUUCCGAAAGUUUAUUCCAAACGCGUUAUGCCGCAAAUACGACCUCCGCACCAAUACUGGGUCUGGGUCAUCGGCGAAUGUCCGAACAACCCUAAUGUUAUCGAUCUAGUAUCCUACAGUGGCGUUUUUAACUGGACCAUGACUUACAGAAAUGACUCGGAUGUCUUAAUCAACUAUGGCUCCGUUAGCCUCAUCUACAAAAGGCUGGCAAAAAUGGACAUUUCUCCUGACAAGGACUAUACUGUAGGGAAGAAAUAUUUAGUGGUGUGGUUCGUCAGUAAUUGUUACAAAUAUCUUCCUCGUUUUAUAUACGCGACGGAACUAGUAAAACACAUAAGUGUGGAUGUGUUUGGUAAAUGCGGUAAAUUGGUGUGUCUAGGACAUGGUAAAGACCAAUACAACUGCUCAGACCAAGUCAUCAAACAAUACAAGUUCUACCUGUCCUUCGAAAGCUACAAAUGUAAGGAGUACAUCACAGAGAAAUUCUGGAGGAAUGCCAUUGCCAAUGAAGUUGUUCCAGUAGUGUUAGGAGCACCGAAGGCCGAUUAUGAGAAAUUCGCUCCUCCCGGUUCGUUUAUUCAUGUAGAUGACUUUGAGACGCCUAAGGACUUAGCAGAUUACUUAAAGAUCCUUGACAAAGACAUAGAAAAGUACAAUGAGUACUUCAGAUGGAGGACACAACCUCCAAAGAGUAUAUAUCCCGACGAUUAUGGCGGUUGGUGUAAUUUAUGUCGGAAGCUUCAACAAGUUAACCCGACAGAGAGAAAAGUGUACACAGACUUAGAUAGAUGGUUUGCGGGGGAGAACUACGAGUUCUGUGAACCUGUCGUGCAGGUGAGUCAUCACAGUCACCAUGUUAAUAUACGUAUUAACAGGUGGGCUCCCCUUCAUCAUGUGCCCUAA